Messenger RNA from Striga asiatica, 843 nucleotides. NCBI's taxonomy places the organism in Eukaryota, Viridiplantae, Streptophyta, Magnoliopsida, Lamiales, Orobanchaceae. The record is from the annotation of a GenBank genome assembly.
AUUGUGGGCUUCAUUAAUGGGAGAUAACAACUUGAACUUGCCACCCGGUUUCCGAUUUUACCCCUCGGAUGAAGAGCUCGUCGUCCAUUUCCUCCAACGUAAGGCCUCACUUCUCCCAUGCCAUCCAGACGUCAUCCCGGAUCUUGAUCUUUACCCAUAUGACCCUUGGGACUUAGAUGGGAAAGCGAUGGUUGAAGGUGACAAGUGGUACUUUUACAGCCGGAGGACGCAGAGCAGGAUCACCGCAAGUGGGUACUGGCAAGUCAUAGGGAUUGAGGAGCCGAUUUACUCUUCAAACACCGGCCAAAAAAUCGGCAUGAAAAAGUACAGCUCUUUCUUCUAUGGCGAGCCUUCAGAAGGCGUUCGAACGAGUUGGAUUAUGCAGGAAUACAGACUGUCUGACUCUGGCUCCUCGACUCGUUCCUCUUCAAGAAGACGGAGUUCCAAGACUGAUUCCGGUAGAUGGGUUAUUUGUCGUGUGUACGAGAAGAACAGUGAUAGCGACGAUGAUGACGGGGCAGAGCUUUCUUGCUUGGAUCAAGUCUUUCUGUCUCUUGAUGAUCUUGAUGAAAUUAAUCAGCCGAAUUAUUAAUGAGCUAGAUUUGAGAGGUGCAUGAAGUUUAAUUUGAAGCAAUGUCCUCCCAAGGGCGACACCUGGAAAUUUAAGGUUCUUAUUAAGUGAAAAACCAUGCAAAAGGUAUACCACAAAGCAUUCGACAUAAAAAUAAGUUGCAUCCAAAUGAAGCGAAAAAAAUGGGGGUUGCUGAAGCCGAAGUGACCCACUGUUGCUUCAAAAUUCUGUACACUUGAGAAUGGGUUUGAUUUUGUUUGGGUUAUUCGCAC